Molecule: messenger RNA, 897 nt
Organism: Rhizoctonia solani
Lineage: Eukaryota; Fungi; Basidiomycota; Agaricomycetes; Cantharellales; Ceratobasidiaceae
Product: cullin binding
Exons: 10
Coding region: 1-897 (298 amino acids)
Biological process (GO): protein neddylation; positive regulation of ubiquitin-protein transferase activity
Cellular component (GO): ubiquitin ligase complex
Molecular function (GO): ubiquitin-like protein binding; cullin family protein binding; ubiquitin conjugating enzyme binding
Source: RefSeq, a predicted model, not a curated record
AUGCCUCCCAAGCGCAAAGCAGCUGAAUCUGCCACCGAGCGAACCACUAAAGUGCGGCGAGCUAGUGCCAAAGAGGCGCCCAGUACAAAGCCCGUGAAAUCUGCCCCUGCCGCCAAAAAAGGUGCGAAAGACAAUACGAAAGUGACUACUACACCUUCCGGACUGGAUCCAACUACAUUUACUCUCGAACGGGUCCAGGCAAUGUUCGAUAAAUACACGGAUGAAGAUGACAGCAAUGUUAUUGGAGCUGAAGGAAUGGAGCGCUUAUGCACCGAGGCAUCUGUACCUAUGGAUGGGGCGUUGCCUCUUCUAAUCGCUUGGUCUGUAAAAGCCAAAACACUUGGUACUAUCACUCGGUCUGAAUUUACGGAUUCGUUCGGGAAACUCAAAAUUGACACCCCAGAGAAAAUGGCUCUGAUGGCAUUGGACCUAAAUUCGCUAUUCUUCGGGUGCAACAUAGCCGACCAAGCGUCACGAAUGUCUUUGGUAAACAACGGACAGGACUCAGACUCGUAUGAUCGCGCCCAGUUACGCUCGUUCCAACGAAACGCUGAAUCGGCCUAUGCCAAGUUCUAUUCGUUUUGCUUCGGCCUAGUUAAGCCUCCCCAAUCAAGAAAUAUUGACAUGGAGACUUCAAUGGCUUUUUGGUCUGUUAUCCUGGCACCCAAAUAUUCCAUUGCGAGUGAGCUACUCGAGUUUAUUGCCGAAAAAGACACAUACAAAGCAGUCACAAAAGAUCUAUGGGGCAUGACACUCGAGUUUUGCAAGACAGUUCAGCCUGAUUUGACUGGCCUUGACGAAGAGGAGGCAGCUUGGCCAACUCUCCUAGACGACUUCGUUGAGUGGAAAAAGGCUAAGGCUGCAGCGAACACUGAUGAUGCUGUAAUGGCCGAUUAA